UACAGUAUACAAGGACACUCCACCAAAGACUCAUAGAUUGUGUUAACUUGUGGCAUACUACAAUGUCUAAAAGACUGGAGUUAAGCCACGAUGGACAUGACGAAUGUGAUGAAGACAUUAGACCUGAUACCAGACAUUUUAACCAUGGACAUGAAGAAAACAGUGAAGAGUUAGACAUGCUGUCUACCAAACAGUGGCAGAAAGAUGGCAUGAAUGAAAUUGAUGAGGAUACUAUCAAAAAGUCAGAAGCGCAAAAUACGAAAUCUUUACUGGGCAUAAUUGACACGUACGACAGACCAGCGAGUGCCAAUGCAGAAGGAGGUUAUGCUGAACAAGGCUUAUAUGCAUCAGGUUUUGAAAACAAACCAGGAAAGAGGCUUCCCAAGGCUGGAUACCUUGCAGAAGCAGGAGUUGGACGAGCUCGUGCUGAAUACAGUAUAUUUGAGGCUGAAGCCAAAGGUCCAAGUGCCUCAUUUGGUGUCGAAGCCAAAGAGGGUAAACUCGGAGCAAUGGCUCGAGCUGAAAUCGCCAGUGCAUCAGCUAAAGCCGGUCCAGUUGGUGUGAAAGUGGGACUAGGCUUUGACACAGGUGCAUCUAUUGGUUUGGGUGGGGUGGAGGCCAAAAUCCUUGGAUUUGGAUUCUCAUUUGGUUCAAAGAUGGGAGUAUCCUUGCUGGGUUCAGAAGUGUCAUUUUCAUUCUUUUAGCCACAACAGGUAUUAAUUACCUUUGAAUAUUUAUGUAUAACAUUUUACUAUAAAUUUAUCCUAAAAUCACCACUGCAGAAUCGUCUGCACAUUUAUUUGGUGCAGGUCUUCCUGACGCAACCUAGCACUGACAUUCUGAAAACCCAUUUACAAUUACUUAUAUUUAACCCACUUAAUUAAGCAUUCAAAUUGUUCUCUAUAUUUAAACAUGAGUGUUAUUGUUGCAUAUCACUUUUUAUAAUUCAUUAAUAUCUCUAAUGUGUGCUGUUAUCACAUUGUAAGUCUCAUUCCUGUCCUCAUUUAGGAACAUGUUAUCUGUCAAAAUGUUUAAUUUAGUUUUGUAUCUUAUAAUAUACUGUUUUGUUUCUCUUAAUACUACUAUUCUUUAAAUCGAGUUGGUGUGUCAAUCUCUUUAUUAUUACAAUGUGCUUAUUGCUGUGUUUUUCUAAACUUGCUAAAAUAUUAUACAGUACUUUAAAUCACAAUAAAAUCAAUGAAAACCUGU
Molecule: messenger RNA, 1209 nt
Organism: Carassius auratus (goldfish)
Lineage: Eukaryota; Metazoa; Chordata; Actinopteri; Cypriniformes; Cyprinidae
Exons: 3
Coding region: 63-704 (213 amino acids)
Source: RefSeq, a predicted model, not a curated record